Wasmannia auropunctata (little fire ant) is the source of this 1964-nucleotide messenger RNA. Its product is annotated as prosaposin-like. The transcript has 6 exons. Gene Ontology annotation, biological process: lipid metabolic process. Bases 238 to 1047 code for a protein of 269 amino acids. The record is from RefSeq and is a predicted model, not a curated record. NCBI's taxonomy places the organism in Eukaryota, Metazoa, Arthropoda, Insecta, Hymenoptera, Formicidae.
ACGAAUAUUACCGAUUCUUGCCGAAGCCAAGUGAAUUGUUUCCCGCGACGAGAAGCGAUAUUUUGAAUCGUUACGACGAUUCGACCUCUACGGCAACUCGCGGUGUCGAUUAGUCUUUAGGAAGUGCCGUUUCACGACUCACGCCGUUUGAUCGUCGCGCGUUCUUCGCACGCGGUAAUCCAAUUGUGCGCAAUUUUGUAUCAUCGAAAUAGUCUUCGCUACGUCAACCUUGAAGUGAUGGGGCAAAGCAUGAAGGAGAUUUUGAUCACGUUCGGCGCGAUUCUGGCUGUAACUGCAGCUCAAGGGAUCAUUAUAGAUGCUGAUCCCAACACGAAUAUGAUGACGCAGGAACAAUCUACAAAUGAGGUUGCUAUUGACGAGGAACAUUUACAAUCAGAAGCUGAGAAAAUGCAAUUGCCACUUGAAAGAUUGAUGCCUUUUCCCUUACUGCAACCCGAAAGUAUUAAUGGAACGAGAGCGUGCACAUUGUGCGAAUAUUUUAUGCUAACAUUUCUUUAUAUUGACACUAAUAUAAAUCCUACAGUUGAGAUGAAAGUGCGAGAAUCUGUUGAAAAAAUAUGUGCAAGAAUAUCUCCUGUCGUUCAAGGCGAAUGUCAAGAAUUUAUGAAUACUUAUGAGGAUGCAGUUGUAUCCAUACUUGUUCAGAAAAUUGAUCCAUCACUGGUUUGUUCCGUGAUACGUAUUUGCCCAUCAGACGAGACAGUAAAUAUGUGGGAAGAAAUUCCUAAGCAUUUGAUAACUACAAAAAGAAAUAAGCCAGAUUGUCCAUUCUGUUUACUUGCAAUAACGCAGAUUUAUAAUGUUAUCAAAGACAACAUUACAGAGGCCAACAUUCAAACUGAAUUGGAUAAAUUAUGUGACGUAAAUUAUCGUUUGCCACGUAGUUUGACCGAUGUAUGCACAGACUUUAUGAACUCGUAUCGACAAGAACUCGCAAGUCUACUAUUUUUAGGCUUGUCUAUCGAGGACAUAUGCAACUUUGUUCAUUUGUGUACUCCAACCGACGAUCCUACUCAAACUGAUUAGAAACACCUAGCCGAGUAUAUUCAUUACGUAUAAUCCGUAUGAAUGUAAAUCCAUGAACGAGUCUAUAAAUUUUGGAUGAUACAAACCACAAACUGGAGGCGAAUCUAAAAAACGAGAACGAAAAGAGUGACGUGCUUCUGAACUGGAAAUAUCAGAUCUCUGGAGAUAUUAUAGCCAUAUCAAAUAUAUCUAUAUAAUUGUUAUUUAUAUCAAUCUGUAUAUAAAUCUCUCUGAUCGAUAUUCAUAGUCGAUUACUUAUAUGUAAGAUUGUACUUAUAAGAUCUUAUAUUUAAGAUCUUAAGUAUACAAUCUUAAGUGUCAUAAUAGUUAAAUUAAUCACAGAGUCUUAUAGCAAUCCUCUUAAAAUAUUUCUUAAAACGAUCUUGAUAUAAAAACCGAUUAUGAAUACCGGCCUCUAACUGCAGUUUAAGCACGCGGGAAUAAUCUACACAAUAAACGCCAUGCGAUUUUCACACUUAAUUGAAUCAAAUACGGGUAGCUUCUAAUGAAAUUGCGUAGACGUCACGAAAUUUAUAAUUUUUAAUAACGCCGCAAGAAUUCUUUUUUUUUUUUCAAAAUGAUAUAAGUUGCUAUAUAUUUUAUAGAAUUGUAAUGAUAUAUUGAAAAAUUUGGAUCGUCUUUCUAUGUCUUUUUCUUUCGAUCAAUAUAAGUAUAUAAUGUAACUUUUAAUUGCGAUAAUGGUAAAAUGAAGAAUAAAUAAAUCUUUUCAAGCUGACGCUCGAAUAUCAAUUUUGAUCGCGUGAUCUGUCUUGACGCUAAAAAUGAGCGUCAAGCGUCAUAACGAAAUGGUACGAGUACAUCUUAAUUAUAAGAAGUAAUUUAAUUCGUGUACGAAAUGUACAUUUCUAAAGAUAUAUGACUAAAUAUAUUUUUUUAAAUAAAGAUGUUCUUUUGUA